AUGAGUAGGAGUAAGGUGAAACUAUUGUUCAUAGCAAAUGAACAAACAAGGAAGAUAACAUUCAAGAAGAGGAAGAAAGGGUUGAUUAAGAAACUUGACGAGCUGGUGAAACUCUGCGACGUCAAAGCUUGUGGGAUCAUCUCCAGUCCUUACGAGUCGACCCCUGAUGCUUGGCCUUCAAGGGAAGGUGUCGAUGAGGUGGUUUCGAAGUUUAAGGAGUUACCGAUGAAUAACCAGAUCAAGAAGAUGGUGGAUCAAGGGAGCUUUAUGCGUCAAACGAUAAGCAAAGAAAAAGAGAAACUGCACAAGCUCUAUGUGGAGAACCGAGAAUCUCAAGUUCGAGAUUUCAUGUUUGGUUGUCUCCAAGGAAAGGCGAUGGAGUAUCAAUUCGAUAAAACUGAUGUUAAAGAUUUGCGUAUCUUUAUGAGAAGGUAUCUUGAUAAGCUUACUCAUAGGAUUGAGACCCUUGAGGAGAACGGUGAGUCUUCUUAUUCUUUACCUCCUCUUGUUGUUGCGGACGGGAAUGUUGUGGCUGCCCCAAUCGGGUUUUAUGAUCAGAUUCAAUAUCAAAAUGUGAAUCAGAAUCAGCAGGACAUGACUGAUGCACACAUUCCUUCCAUGGACGGCAUCCACCACCAAGCCUCAACCGCCAGUCACUUGUCUUCCAUUGCCACCGCGGUCGCUGAUGUUUGUGCUCCUAACAUCACCAAAGGUCUUAAGUUAAAGGGGAUUGCUUUCGAGUGA
This is a messenger RNA of Arabis nemorensis, 744 nucleotides long. The record is from the annotation of a GenBank genome assembly. NCBI's taxonomy places the organism in Eukaryota, Viridiplantae, Streptophyta, Magnoliopsida, Brassicales, Brassicaceae.